CUCCUCUGUGAUUGGUCGGUCGUGGUGAUGCCAAAGGUCACGCAUAUUUGGCGCUCUUCGUACAGGACCGCUCUGGCGCGUUUUUGAAAGAGUACUGUACAUCAAGAAACAUGUAUUUUCAAUUGACAUUCGGGCGAGUUCGGAUAAUAUCAGCGUAACAGUCUCUACGUUGACUUGACGCGGAACCUGAGCAGGCGUUUAUUUUUAUGUGGAAAGCUUUGUUAAACGUAGCACCGAGCGAGGACUAGUAGCUUGUUUUACUGGGAUAUUUUGGCUUCAAGCAGCUGUUCACCACGCACAAUGAGCGUCCCCACUGUUCUUCAUUCACACACGGAGAAGUGAAUAGGACUAAGCAACAAUACCGUUUCUGAGUGGCAGCAAGAUACCGAGUUGUCGUCAACUCAGCGGUGCCUUCAAAAUUAUGGCUGGUGUUGUGGCUAUGGCAUCUGUCAUUGAGGAUUUUGACACUCAGCCAUGCAAGAAAUCCCACAAAGAAAGCAACAGUCCUGUUGUUAAGACAAUCACAAACUAUUUCUCUCCUGUGGUCAAAAGUGGGGAGAAGCCUUUUUCUCAUCCACGCUCAAACAACAUCAUGGACUAUUUUAAUCGGAAGGCUUUAUCAUCUAAAGAAAAGACAAGUUCGCCAGAACAGUCUCAAGGAAACUGUCAAAUACUGUCUGCAGAAAAAAACACCAGUCCAGAGGCAGCCGUGAAACAGCAAUCUCAAAAACGGGGUAGAAAGACCAGCAAAGCUGUAAGAAAACUUGUGGAGUCUGAAAUUGGUAGUUCCCCUGAAGAAGUAAGCUGCCUGAUUGUCGAAGCGUCAAGUGAAAGCAAAGAUGAACGAGCAGAGAAGAUCAGUGGGAUCCUUGGUAGUGAUACAGCAGCUUUAUUGGCACUGGUAACGGCUGAUGCUUAUGACACUGCAGGAAAAUCAAAAAGCGAUGCUACUGUCAUUGAUGUGGACCAUGUGGAAAUAGCAGAACAUCCUAAAGAUGAUGCUAAAUCUGGGAAGACUGUAAAAAACAAAAGAGAGCUGAAGGGUUUUCCCUUAUCUCCAGUUGUACAUUUAAAUGAUAAAGCUGUUGCCCGAAAUUCGAACAAGGAACAGGAGGCAAAGCAACCAGAACCAGAUCAGAGCUCCUUGUCUGAUGCUAGCAUGGAAGUUAAUGUGGAUGAAAACUCACAGCUAAACAGUAGUACAGUCACAAUCUCUUUUGAGGAUUUUGUUCGAAGUCAGGACAGUGGUGAAAAUAUCACAUAUCAAGAUAAAAAUGAAAACUUAACAGAGGAUUCUGAGGAGACUUCAUUGCAAGUCUCGCCCCGAACGCUUACCGUGCAGGCCGAAGUACAUGUACUCUCAGCCAGACAAGAAGCAGCAAAGGCUACGGGGAAGUUAGCCUCAAUAUUUACCAGGAAAAAAGGAGCCAAUAGCCCAGCAGAGGCAAUAUCACCUUCUCAAGCUGAGGCUGAACCCCAGCUUCCUUCUACUGCUCUGCCUGUAAAACGUAGAUCCAAUGUCGUCCUUCAAGAGGAAGAUCUAGAGCUAGCAGUGCUUGAGAGUGAAUCUCUGCCCAAGUGUGGUGAGGCAGAAAGGAAACAGUUCAUGGCUGCGUUCAAACAACCCAGCCUGGAUGGAUCGAAGACCAAACCUGGGAAGAGCCAGGGAAAGCAAAAGAAUCCUGAAGAGAAGACCUUUGGUCCUGUUGAAGAAGAUGCCGUAGUCCCUCCCUCCACUGAGGAAGUUACCUCUUCCUCACAGCAAAGCAAAGCAACGAGUAAGAAACCAGCAAAAAAAAGCAGAAAGAAAGUUAAAGAAGAUCAGGAAACAGUCACAUUGAUUACUACUGCAGAAGAAAGUGCAAUUGUGAUUGAUGAAAAAGAGGAGCCUCCCGUCACCCCAGCUCUCUCCAUCACAGCUGUGAGAAGGUCCAAAAGAGAGGUUGUAGUAAGAAACAAACCUGAAUGUACUCCAGCAAUUCCAGUUCGAAAAACUAGGACUAAACUAAGACUCAAUGAGUCCCAGGACGUUGCUACUGCUGCUGCUGCUGCUGCUGCACCACCCGACAGCCCCGUGAAGAUGUCGACCCCAAAGACACACAAGUCCAAACGCAGCGUCUACAUGGCAGAGAUGGUGGGUCCACCCGACACGAAAGAAAGUCCAAUCAGGAUAAAAUUUACUAGAGUUCAUAAAAAAGUUUCCACAUUGAAGACUGAGAGUGAAAGUGGCCUCAACCCCUCUUUGACUGAUAAAAUGUUAAAUGAGUGUAAGAAACGGAGGCAAGCAAAGAAGUUGGUGGAGAAAGCCAAAAUUAUUCAGCAAAGUAAGAAAACCAGUGUGGAGAAGGGAGCCUUGAGGCGUUCAUCGCGGAAGGAGGCAGUCAUGAAGAGGAGCUACUGUGAAGAUGAGGAUUCUAUCAUCUGUGUGGAGGAGGACCAGACUCAGACAGCAUCUGAAAAGAGUAAACCAACCAAGGGCUUACGCAGCUUAAAUGAUGUUCUGGGCAAAGCUGUGUCCGCUUCAAAAGACACAAGGUCCAUCCCAGAAAAAACUGCCCGGAAAAUGUCCAUCUUUGAUGAGAGCAGUCGUGAGGGUUCUGAAAACUCCCAAGAUGAUGAGCAGUUCAAAGCACGCAGGGAGUUCUUGAAGAGCGGCCUACCGGAGUCCUUUCGAAGGCAGAUCGCCAAGACAGCUGCCAAUAAAGAGGUGUACUCGCUCUCCUGUUCGUCCCUUCAACCAGUGGUACACGUGGCACAACCACCCACUGAUUGCUCUAUGUGGAGUCUUCCGUGGCCUCAGUCUCCAUUACUGAGUCAUCUGAAAGAGGUUUGGAGCAGAUCAUCCGGACACCAUCCACCUGGUAGCGGCUCCUUUUGCCUGAUGACCAAACCAACGUCUAGAUCUCUUUGUGAAAGGAGUUCAGGUUGGAGACCUGGGAUAACUGAAAGUGUUCGUCAGCUCCUCAUGGAGGAGAUCAGCACCUCUAACCCUCCCUUCCCUGUAAAUAUGUUCAUCACCCGAUUCCUGAAGAGAUGCACGGACCACAGAUGCACAGACUCGGAACCAACCACCAGUGGAGUUGCUGAUGCUCCACCGGCUGAACCAGUUGGAGGGAAGAGGAAAAGGACGGACGAUGAAGGACCGAACACAGUCAAGGUGGCUAAGAAACAGCGGGCCGAUGAUUCCACACCUGAGCCACAACCAAAGAAACGAGGGGGCCGCACGAGGCGAUCGCAGAGAUCCAGGCUGGAGGAGAAUGAGGACAUGGCUGUUGGUUCUAACAACGCCUCUCCCCUGCCGGCCAAAGAGGACUCUGUUAUUAUAGUGGAGGACUGUUCGGGGGAGGGCACUGGUGUAACAGAUGUGGUGAAGGAGGAUGUGUUGUGGACAGACAAAUAUCAGCCGCAGUACUCCACUGAUAUUAUAGGCAACAGUGCAGGAGUGAAGAGACUUCACAGUUGGCUUAGGGAAUGGAAACUUCGUGCAGACCGAGAGGAGAGAAAAAAGCAGAAAGACAAGAAACAAGAGGAAGGCAGCAACGACUCUGACUGGGACUGUGGAGAGGAGGACUCGCAGGAUGGAGACGACAUGUUGUGUAAUACUAUGCUUAUCACGGGACCCACUGGAGUAGGAAAGACCGCUGCGGUCUAUGCUUGUGCUCAGGAGCUGGGCUUUAAGGUGUUUGAGGUAAACGCUUCAUCACAGCGUAGCGGCCGUCUGAUUCUGUCCCAAUUAAAAGAAGCCACUCAGUCGCACCAGGUGGACAGUCAAGGGGUCAACGCCCACAAACCCACCUACUUCAACAGCUACAGCACAAGCAGCAGCGCUGGCAGCGUCAGACCCGGAACCUCCCCGAGAAAGAUCAACUCGCCUCGCAGGGUGGUUUCUUCUCCCAGAAAACCUCCCCAGUCACCGAGAGGCGCAAAAAGAGGAGUACUAGCUCCCACUAUGUUAGCGAACUUCUUCAAAAUGGGUCAGGCCACGAACAAGCAGCUCCCUAACACUUUAAAGAAUGAACAACCAGCUUCCAAGAAAACCGUGAAAGAAAAUGAGAGUAUCAAUAAGAGCAAAGACCUCAAGGUCAAAUCACCAGCAGCUUCUACGCCAAAUGAAGAGCAGAGUAAGAAGGUGGCCACCUCGCUGAUCCUCUUUGAAGAAGUGGAUGUCAUCUUUGAUGACGACUCAGGGUUUCUAGCUGCGAUCAAGACGUUCAUGGCCACUACCAAGAGGCCAGUCAUUCUCACCACCAGUGAUCCUGCUUUUGGUGCCAUGUUUGAGGGGAGCUUUGAAGAAAUUAGUUUUAACACACCGUCAGUGCUGAACGUGGCCACCUACCUGCAGCUUUUGUGUCUGGCUGAGGACAUGAGGACAGACCUGUCGGACGUCAGCUCUCUGCUCAGACUCAACGGAUGCGACGUCAGGCAGAGUUUACUGCAGCUGCAGUUCUGGACUCGCAGCGCUGGGGGUCGCCAAACCACCAGAGCGCUGGCCCACGCUGGCAAACACUCUGACCUGAAGCCAGAGGCUGAAGGAGGGGCAGCAAACUUGUCUGUGACGCCCACUCUGCCUCCCUGUGACACCGGCUGCACUGAGUCAAGGCUGGGACUGUUCAACAUAGAACCUGAGAGAGACAUUUGGGAACUGCUCAGGAGCCCAGAGGAGGAGGAGGUUCGCCAGGAGCUGCUCAUAAACAGCAGGCGACGAGGAGUGGACCUACUCUAUGCCAACAUGGAGACUCUGUUGCCUCUUCCACUUACAUCUCUGGCUACGUCAGCACACAGACUUGAGCAUGUUAGUUCAGAAAACCUCAGUUUUGUUAAUACGAAGGAGCCGCUGUCGUCUGCCUGUCUUCAGACAGAGAUGCUGCUGUCACAUACGAGAGAGGAGUCACUCGAUUGCUCAGACGAUGGCAGUCCAGUAAAAAUGUCCAGCAGAAUGAAGAAGAGCAAGAAGCGCCGCUGUGUGGCUGCUCAGGAUGGACUGCACUCUGAAUCAGACUCAGACGACGGGUUUUUGUCAAUUCCCAAGUCAUGCAACGAUUCUCAGGUCAAUGAGGAAGUCAAAGAAAGUUUAGUUUCAGGAACUGUUAGAAGGAAACCCCCGACUCCAGAAGAGAGGGUAAAGGGACUUCUAGUUUCCCAAUGUCUAGAAUCCGUGGCUGGAUUCUUAGACAACAUGUCCUACAUGGACUCGUCCUUACUACUUCAUCCAGAAGGGGGAGAUAUUCACAAAAGGCCCAUGGCAGCAGCAGUGAAAGACGGGCUGACGGACGAGUGGAGGGUUGAGACCAGCAGAGAGAGCUGUGUUAGGGGAGAGCACGUGCUGCAGAUCCAGUCUGCUGUGGAGUCGCUGAGCUUCCACAGGUGCCGGGCUUCGGUAGCAGAGGCGUGGGACAGAGCCCGACAGCUGGAUGGCGCGCUGGGGAAAGAGGCCGCAGCAGCACUCGCCCUCCCUGUGGCGUCCCAUCGUGAAGGUUACAGCUUCACGCAGGACCAUCCCUGUCAGCCACACCUGGUCCAGGAGAGAAGAGCAGUGAUGGAGAGCCUCAUGCUGAAAAACGUGGCUGGUACUCCGGGAAACCGAGCAGCAGCUGCUCUGGACUACCUGCCGGCCCUUCGCUCCAUCUGCAGGUCGGAGCGGCUGAAGGAGCGGGGCAAAGUGAAACGAAGAUUUCUACACUACCUUGAUGCAAACCACCUUGGACUUGACAAGAGCACGCUGCAACAACUUGCUGAAGACUUUCCCUAAAUCACACGUUCUCGUUAUCACAGAAGCCUUGAGCUAAUACUCCUCUGUACGGCGUUAGCUCUGCUUCUCAUCAAGACCAGAAGGAAACUCAUUGCAGAAUAAGCACAGAGAUGAACAGACAGUAUAAAGGUGUUGCCUUCUGUUUUAGGAUCCUGAGCUCAGCAUGAGAUGAAGUGCUCAGUAAACGAGGUUUCCAUGAAUUUCCUCUGACUGAAUACUAAAAGGUUCAGCACUUCAACGGUGCUCCCAACGAAUGCACUGAAUUAAUACUUUAUAUAAAUAAGUGGUGCUGGAGUGAUGGGUUUUUGUACAGUAGUGUUUUGUAGCCUCUUGUGAAAUUGCUUUGCAUUUUGCAAAGUGUUUUUAUCAAACAUGACUUGCUUUUAAUGAACCAUUAAUAUUUUGAAAGAGCUUGAAGUGUAAAAUAGAUUUUGAUUUUGUUUUAAAAGCUUUGUCUCCACUCAGUACUGUUGAUGCACUCAGGAUUUUGGUUUGUGUUCAUUAUAGGAAGAUGAGUUUUAAAAGAAACUUGUCUCAGUCACCGUCACACUCACUACGUUGAUUUAUUUUUUGUACAUUAAAGAUGAACAUCUUA
This is a messenger RNA of Betta splendens (Siamese fighting fish), 6344 nucleotides long. RefSeq names its product ATPase family AAA domain containing 5a (gene atad5a). Gene Ontology annotation, molecular function: DNA clamp unloader activity; ATP binding; ATP hydrolysis activity. The record is from RefSeq and is a predicted model, not a curated record. Gene Ontology annotation, cellular component: nucleus. The coding region runs from base 422 to 5749 and encodes 1775 amino acids. The transcript has 22 exons. NCBI's taxonomy places the organism in Eukaryota, Metazoa, Chordata, Actinopteri, Anabantiformes, Osphronemidae.